AGGGGUAGACGGCUAUGCACCUCCAUCACCUUCUUUCACGUACCCUUGUUCUAACCUCUCCGUAGUUAUUUUGUGGUUAAAUUAAAUUGCUCUUCAGGCUGAUCUCUGGCAUCAUUACCCGGUCGAGACAUAGCUAACUGUAUUACACGAAAGAAGAACAGAGUUCAUCGCACCAUGGAUUCUUUCGAAACAUCCACACGGAUGCGAUCUGAUGAAGAGAUGUUUUCCGACGAUGUUACAAUGGUGACGGGACUGGAUAACUGGACCACUGGUCUCUCUCCUCCACCUCCUCCUCCUCCUCACAUCGCAGCCUUGAAACAAGCCAAUAAGAUCACGUUGAUCGUAAUCCUAGUCUUCCUGAUGCUUGCCAUGGGUUGUGUAGUCCAACCUAGAGAUUUCAAAGAAGUGUUCCGUGUUCCGAAGAGCGUAUUGAUCGGAAUGUUAUGCCAGUUCCUCCUGAUGCCCCUGUCUGCUUUCUGCCUCGCUCUCGCCCUCUCCUUACCCACUCCCAUGUCGUUAGGGGUGCUCAUCAUGUCGUGCUGCCCCGGAGGAACCGUCUCCAACCUCUUUGCUUUCUGGACCAAAGGAGAUAUAUGUCUCAGUAUCAGCAUGACCACCAUCUCAACCUUAGCUGCCAUUGGGUUAAUGCCCCUGAACCUGUUCAUCUAUAGUCGAAGGUGGACUGAUGAUAAUGCGGUCAUUCCCUUCGUGAGUAUCGUCACGGCGCUUGUCUCUAUCGUGAUCCCUGUCGCGAUUGGGAUGGUUAUCCGAUGGAAGAGAGAGCAGUGGACAUCGUUCAUCUCAAAGGCUGCGAGCAUCUUGGGUUUCCUUGGAAUAGCCACCAGCGUCACCCUCACGGCAAUCAUCAACCCCGGCAUGUACUUGGUCUCCUGGCAGGUCUGGUUCUGCGUCCUCACCCUCCCUGCCCUGGGCGCCGCCCUCGGGUAUCUCAUCUCCUGGGCUCUCCGUCGUUCCCCGCAGCAUUGCCGUACCAUCGCCUACGAGACGGGUUUCCAGAACGUCUCUCUGGCUAUGACCCUGAUCGUCCUGACGUUCGACGGCUCUCCCAUCAUGUUCGAGGUCUUCACCUAUCCGUCGCUCUACGGUCCUAUCAUGAUGAUAGAAGGACUCUUCAGUGUGGCUGUUUACAAGGCGGUGGUCAGGUACACGAAGUCCAGUACCAAGGAUGGUAGACCUGUCACUGACUUGGACUCGAAGAAGAAAGAUUUUAACUCCGGAGACGAAUAUUCUGCUCACGAUUCUGAAAUUUAGAAGAAACGAACAGACGCAAGAACUUGAUAAGCCAUUUUUGCAAUGUAACCAAAUUUAAUGCAUACGUCUUUGUGAAGUUCCUUGAUACGAAUGAUUUCUUCCAUUCACCCAUCACCGAUAAUUGUAUUUCAAUAAUCAGAAUGCAAAAUGCUUAUAUUACGUAUUGUUAGGUAGGGUAAGACAUAAUGUUUGUCCCACCUAGCAACAAAAUGAUGUAUGCAAUUGUCAUGUUGACUA
Strongylocentrotus purpuratus (purple sea urchin) is the source of this 1509-nucleotide messenger RNA. RefSeq names its product ileal sodium/bile acid cotransporter-like. Gene Ontology annotation, biological process: bile acid and bile salt transport. The transcript is spliced from 4 exons. The record is from RefSeq and is a predicted model, not a curated record. Gene Ontology annotation, molecular function: bile acid:sodium symporter activity. Gene Ontology annotation, cellular component: membrane. NCBI's taxonomy places the organism in Eukaryota, Metazoa, Echinodermata, Echinoidea, Camarodonta, Strongylocentrotidae. The coding region runs from base 175 to 1272 and encodes 365 amino acids.